AUGCCGAAAUCCCCUCCUCAGGAAACAGACGAGAUCCAGCAACACGAAUCCGACAGCCUUCCCUUCUCUCGCCACUUCUUUGCAACCCUCUUCACCAUGAGCUCCAACAACCAGCAAGGCCAGAGCGGACAUGAUCCGAACACACCAACUUCCAAUCCUCCAAGCUCGCAAGCUCAAUCGUCUCCCGGACAGCCUAGCACCUCAGGCUCAGGCCAGCCCUCCCUCCACGUUUCUGGCGCCGGUAUCAUGCAGCAACAGCUCGGGCAGUACUACUUGUAUCUCACCAACACGCAGUCGUCGGCUGGGCAGUCGGGUCAAUCAGGCCAAGGGAGCCAAGGUAGCGGUGGAAGUCCGAGCAGCAGCCAAGGCGGGCAGAGUAGCGGGCCUGGCCCGGGAAGAUGA
Molecule: messenger RNA, 402 nt
Organism: Trematosphaeria pertusa
Lineage: Eukaryota; Fungi; Ascomycota; Dothideomycetes; Pleosporales; Trematosphaeriaceae
Exons: 1
Coding region: 1-402 (133 amino acids)
Source: RefSeq, a predicted model, not a curated record